This is a messenger RNA of Limanda limanda (common dab), 1076 nucleotides long. RefSeq names its product snaclec coagulation factor IX/factor X-binding protein subunit B-like. The transcript has 4 exons. Lineage: Eukaryota; Metazoa; Chordata; Actinopteri; Pleuronectiformes; Pleuronectidae. The record is from RefSeq and is a predicted model, not a curated record. Bases 108 to 554 code for a protein of 148 amino acids.
GGAUAAUACCAGAGGUGAGUGUGAGUUUGGAGCAGCUUCACUGAGACGAGCCGUCAGCACCGAGAGAAGAAUCCACCGCAGACUGAAACAAUCUGUCGUCCAACGCAAUGAAGAUGCAGUGGAAUCUGUUUCUGCUCAUUCUGACGGGUCAGUGUUUUUUCGUCAUGUGUGUUGAUCAUGAAGAUCAAAUUAUUCUGAUCAAAGAAAAGAAGACCUGGGAGGAGGCCUUGGAUUACUGCAGAGAGAAUCACCAUGACCUGGUCUCCAUCACCAACCAGACACAGCAGACAUGGGUCGAAGGGAAAGUCGGGACCACCAUGACUGAAUCGACUGGGGACGCCGGGACUGACACUGGGUCCAUCUGGCUGGGGCUGCGCUACACCUGCACCCUGGGCAUCUGGUUCUGGGUCAAUGGUGAAGUACUCAACUACGACAACUUCACAUCAACACCAAGUCCUGACUGUAACUCUGCAGCAGCCAUGCAGAAAGUGGACCCCUAUAAGUGGGUCAAAAAUCCGGAUGAUCAGAAGUUUUAUUUCAUUUGUGUUGAAUAGAAAGUGUUCAACCCACCUGAACGCAGUGGGGACACUUUUCAUUUAUCUGGGGCUUUUUUUUUCUUUGCUCGGUACUGUUUAUGCACAUUCUGCUCUCUGGGUUAAUUGAACAGCAACAUGACAAAUGUAGAAAUUACAAACAGACAUUUGUUUUUCUUCUACGUAUUAAAAAAAAUAAUUUAAUGUUUUCGUUAACAUCUGGUGAUGGUUAUAAAAUGUGUGAGACUGUAUUUUAUGUACUCUGAUAUUAAUAAUAUAUAUUUCUGCAAAUUCAUGUGAAGUAAUAAUCGUCUUUUGGGAAAACCAUGAUCCACUCUUACAUUAUGUGUGAAAGAGCUGAAUGUUGUUAUUCUACAAUAAAAUUAAAUCAGGUUAGUUUAUUUAAAAUAUCUAGAUUGUCCUGAAACCUUUGACUCAGCUUUUUCUUCCACAGUUUCUUAAUCUUUAUUAAAGUAGAAAACAAAGACUGUGUCUGAUUUCACUUGGUUUGUUCAACGUCAAUAAAGAGCUUGUGAAAAUGUG